Messenger RNA from Spodoptera exigua (beet armyworm), 721 nucleotides. NCBI's taxonomy places the organism in Eukaryota, Metazoa, Arthropoda, Insecta, Lepidoptera, Noctuidae. The record is from the annotation of a GenBank genome assembly.
AUGAAAGUACUAGUAGUGUUAUCCGUAUUCCUUGUGCUUACAACAGCAGUGCCCCUAACAAAAGACGAAUUGGCUAUACUUGAGGCGUUCGACUAUGACGCCAUUUUCGCCAAAGAAGAGAACAGAAAAAUCGUCUUCGAUUGCUUGCUAAACAAAGGAGAUUGUGGUGAUUAUAAACAGAUCGUUGGUUUGAGAACAGUUCGCACCCCGCCGGACAAGACGUGGGGAUCACGAACCACGGGUCCACAACCAACCAGACCCACCAUUGCGACAGUCGACGCCGCAAGAGAAGCACUUGCACAACUUUCUUCGGUAACCAUAAAGAUGAGGAGCUGGCUGUUAUGUCUGUGUGUGCUGACGGUGGUGGUGUCAUGCUACUCCCAAGCUAAUCGCUACGAGAACUUCAAUCCUGACGCCAUCGUUCAAAAUGACAGGAUACUGCUAGCCUACUACAAAUGCGUCAUGGACAAAGGACCCUGCACGAGGGAUGGAAAGAACUUCAAACGUGUUCUACCAGAAACGCUAGCUACCGCCUGCGGCCGCUGCAACCCUAAACAGAAGACAAUCGUCCGCAAGCUUCUCCUGGGCAUCAGAUCCAAGAGCGAACCUCGUUUCCUUGAACUGCUGGACAAGUACAACCCUGAUCGCUCCAACAGAGAUGCUUUGUACGCUUUCCUUGUCACUGGGGCUUAAGACCAAAAUCAAAACUUCUAUGCGCGAU